Messenger RNA from Aedes albopictus (Asian tiger mosquito), 844 nucleotides. RefSeq lists its product as uncharacterized. The transcript has 3 exons. The record is from RefSeq and is a predicted model, not a curated record. The coding region runs from base 92 to 781 and encodes 229 amino acids. Gene Ontology annotation, cellular component: mitochondrial large ribosomal subunit; mitochondrion. Lineage: Eukaryota; Metazoa; Arthropoda; Insecta; Diptera; Culicidae.
CCGACCAAAACAAGCGAUGCGAUGACAGCCAUCAGUGAAGUUUGAAGUGCAAAGUGAGGUGAAAAACAGACCGCUCGGGCGUUUCGCAAUCAUGGCUGCGGUAAUCAGAAGUUUAAUUCGGAAUAAAUCGCUGAAUCCGCUGUUAAAAACUGAAUCCAUCCCGGUUCGAUGUUACGCCAGUGCCAACCGUGUAAAACCCUUCAAAAAGGUGGGCAUCUCCGAUAAGGCCAGGAACGAUGCCAGAGCCGCAGAAAUGCGAUCAUUUGCUGCUGGUGUGGAGGAAGAAGGCGCUCUUGAGGUGGGCCAGCAGAUCAAAUCUUUAGGUCAAUCCUUGGCCAGCCGGGGUUACCUACGACCGAGCAAACCUUACUCGCCACCGGAGGGCAUACAGCAGAAAAUUAUGGACCUGGCCAAAUCGAGCAAUAUUGGCAACCCGAAGCAAAAGUUUGCCAGCAAUCAGCAAAAGUUCGACUUCUUGGCGGCAUGUUUCAGUGCAUUCAAGCACGGCGUUCCGAACUCGAGGCUGCAUGAGAUCGAAUCCGUUGAGGACACCCUGGCAUUCUAUGCCACACCGGUGGACACCACACUUCCACUCGAUGCACUGAAAACGGUGGAACUGCCGGAGAAUUUGUACAUCCAGCACGAGUACAUUCGGUUCCACCCCGAGACGGACACCAUGUUCGGAGGUAAGUCUGCUUUCCCCAAGAGUUCUACCAUCGUCACCGGAUUGAAGUACAAGGACAAAUACAAGGGACACGUGGCGAAGAAGUCUUGGCCCUGAGCAGCGCCAAUGCAAGUAAGUCGACUCAUGUGGUAGCGAAUAAUAAUUGUUAUAUUUGAAUUA